AUGAAGUUUGAAGAAAACGAUGCCGGCGAUAGGAGGCAGGUAGGGAAGAGUCAGCCAUACCUGGGGGAGAAGCAUCAGGCAAAUGGGAAACCAGUAGCGAAUGGGAUAGCCGAGGUCUCCAUAAAGCAGGAGGCAAACGGGAGGUGUGACGUGCCCAGGAAAAGCCUCAACACGUACAGCUGGCAGGAGAUCCAGAGACACAAUCAGGAGGCCGACCUGUGGCUGGUGAUCAAUCGCAAGGUCUACAACGUUACUAGCUGGGUCAGCAGGCAUCCAGGUGGGCAGCGGGUCCUCAACCACUAUGCCGGGGAAGACGCCACGGAUGUUUUCAGAGCCAUGCACCUGGAGCGUGAUGUUGUUCAAUUGUACCUUAAGCCACUGCUCAUCGGAGAGCUUGCCCCAGGAGAGCCCAGCCAGGAGAGAAACAAAAACUCCCAGUUGGUGGAAGAUUUCCAAGAACUGCGGAGGACAUUAGAGACUAUGAAUAUGUUCAAUGCCAAUUUCAUGUUCUUUUUUCUUCACCUCGUCCAGAUCUUAGUUCUGGAAGCCGUUGCUUGGCUAAUGCUGUGGUAUUUUGGCACUGGCUGGCCAAUUACAAUAUGCAUUUCCCUUCUUCUCACAAUUUCUCAGGCUCAGAGCUCAUUUUUACAGCAUGAUGUAGGGCAUCUUUCCGUAUUUAAGAAGUCCAAGUGGAACCACCUGAUGCAAAGAUUUGUGAUGUGCCAUCUCAAGGGCCUGUCAACAGGGUGGUGGAAUUACCGACACUUCCAACAUCACGUAAAACCAAACAUUCACCGGAAAGACCCAGAUAUUGAUGUGGGCCCACUUUUUCUGGUUGGGGAUUUGCAACCUGUCAAGUAUGGCAAGAAGAAAAUCAAAUAUAUCAACUAUGAAAAGCAGCACCUGUACUUCUACCUGAGUGGGCUUCCCCUCCUCAUGCCUGUAUAUUUCAACCUACAAUCCAUGCAAGUGAUGUACCUCCGAAAGUAUUGGGGGGAUAUUGCCUGGGUCAGCAGCUUUUACAUCCGCUAUUUCAUCACAUUUGGCUCCUUCUACGGAAUCUUCGGAACUGUGUUGCUCAUAUAUUUGGUCAAGUUUCUUGAAAGUCCCUGGAUGGCAUAUGUUACACAGAUGAGCCACAUACCUAUGAAAAUGGGCGAAGAGGAGAACCGAGACUGGUUCACUACUCAGGUCGUGGCCACCUGUAAUGUUGAACAGUCCUUUUUCAAUGACUGGUUCACUGGACACCUGAACUUCCAAAUCGAGCACCAUCUGUUCCCCACUAUGCCGCGCCAUAAUUAUCACAAGGUGGCACCUCUGGUGAGGUCACUAUGUACCAAGCACGGACUGCAGUAUGUGAAUAAGCCCUUGUUGAAGGCAUUUGGAGAUAUUGUCAGGGCGCUGAAGAAAUCCGCAGCCCUGUGGAUGGACACUUACUACGAAACAUGAUGCAGAACGGC
Molecule: messenger RNA, 1460 nt
Organism: Hipposideros armiger (great roundleaf bat)
Lineage: Eukaryota; Metazoa; Chordata; Mammalia; Chiroptera; Hipposideridae
Product: fatty acid desaturase 2-like protein FADS2P1
Exons: 12
Coding region: 1-1449 (482 amino acids)
Biological process (GO): lipid metabolic process
Cellular component (GO): membrane
Molecular function (GO): oxidoreductase activity, acting on paired donors, with oxidation of a pair of donors resulting in the reduction of molecular oxygen to two molecules of water
Source: RefSeq, a predicted model, not a curated record